GAGCACGCUCCGGGUGCGAGGCGAUGCGAGUCCGGUGGCGCCGCCAGCGGCACGACGGUGCGAUCUGUCAGUUGUCAGGCAAGAUGGCCGAGCGGUGGUGACGAGUCCGUAGUAUGCACCGCUGGUGGAUUCGCUAUAUCACGGCGCAGCGUGGAUGGCCUAACGAUGGCCGAGUACAUCGACAUCGGCAAGCUCCCGGAAGACGUGCGGGAGAAGCUCGCCGAAUUGGAUCUCGAACUGUCCGAGGGAGACAUUACGCAGAAGGGAUAUGAAAAGAAACGGACACGUCUACUUCAGCAGUACGCUUCGAAACAGAUAGGGACUGGAAAUGGUGGUAUUGGUGGUGGAGGUGGUGAUGGUGGCGGCGGCGGUGGUGGUGGUGACAGAGGCAUUGAUAAAGGACUGGAGAGAACGAGUUACGGAAGCGGCGGAGGUGGAGAAGGAGGAGGAAGCGGCAGCUAUGGCGGCGGCCGACCGCAGCCACGUGCACGGCGCACGCAACGACGCGUCACGCACAACGAAAAACGUUAUCACUCAGAGGUGCGCCAGGAAGCGGUGCAGCAGGCCUUGGCAGCGAUGCAGGGACGGCCAAAGCCAUCCCUGCCGAUGCCAUCGAAGAGAACCUCUGUGAUGGCCAGGAGCCCUGAUCGGGAGAGACGCGACAGUGGUGAAUCCAGCAGCGACGAGGACAGCGUCGUCACCGAGGAGAGCCCAGGCGCAGGUGGUCCGACUGGCACCGGUCUUUCGGACACCAGCAGUACCGGUUCCGCUCGUGAUACUCCACCACCGCCAAGACCACCGGCGAGAAGGCCGCCCGGUGCCGAUAUCACCGACAUUGCCGAGUACACGCCACACGCCUAUUGCAACAUCCAACCGCCAGACGUGACUCACGUGACGAGCAACACUCCGGUUAGCCAGCAGCAAUCGGCGACGCGUCGGCCCGGCGCCGACCGGGUCAAUCGUUAUGCGCACGUGGUCGAGGAUCAGAAUAAUACAGGUACCACUGGCCGCUGGAAGGUUUCCGCCAAGAUUCAGCAAUUGCUAAAUACGCUGAAACGGCCGAAGCGCCGGCCGCUACCCGAGUUCUACGAGGACGAUGACAUCGAGCUAGAGAUCGCUGCGAAUCCGAAGGAUCCGAAUGCUCCUAAACCCGAGGGUGGUUCCAUGACGUCGGCGAUUGGCGAGAUGCUAUCUGUGCCAUCUGGUCUGCCACGAUCUCUCGAAGCCGCGAUUCAGAGGUACGGCUCGGCGACGUAUAAAGCACCUGUAGCUACUGUCUUAGAUCCUAAUGGUAAACUUUGCGUAACGCUCACGUACGGGAAACUGCUCAGUCGCUCCCACAAAAUCGCCUAUACUUUACUGAAUAAGGCUCUAAGUCGCGGUGGCGAUUGUUGCCUAAAACCCGGCGACAGAAUCGCCCUAGUUUAUCCAAAUAACGAUCCGAUCAGCUUCAUGUGCGCUUUUUACGGCUGCUUGCAAGCCGGUAUUGUACCGGUGCCCAUCGAAGUUCCUUUGACUCGACGUGAUGCGGGUUCUCAACAGAUUGGUUUCCUUCUGGGAAGCUGCGGAAUUCAGGUGGCACUGACCAGUGAAGCGUGUUUGAAGGGUUUGCCAAAGACGGCAGCGGGCGAGGUGGUGGCCUUUAAAGGUUGGCCGAAAUUGCAUUGGUUUGUUACCGAGCAUCUAGGCAAAACUCCCAAGGAUUGGCUGUCCCCACCGCGACUCACCGAUGAUACCCCUGCGUAUAUAGAAUAUACCACCGACAAAGAUGGUUCUGUGAUGGGUGUGACCAUUACCAGAGCGGCGAUGAUGGCUCACUGCCGCGCUCUCACGCAAGCUUGUGGCUAUACCGAAGGCGAGAACGCCGUCUGUGUGCUGGACUUCAAGCGAGAGGUUGGCCUUUGGCACAGCACUCUUACCAGCGUGCUGAAUGGCAUGCACGUUAUCUUUAUUCCAUAUGCCUUGAUGAAAGUCAAUCCCGCCAGUUGGAUGCAAAUGAUCACGAAACAUCGCGCAAGCGUUGCUGUCGUGAAGUCACGGGAUCUUCACUGGGGUUUACUUGCCACUAAGGAUCAUAAAGAUGUUUCCUUAGCAUCUUUGAGGCUUUUGCUUGUAGCGGAUGGCGCAAAUCCCUGGUCUCUGUCAUCCUGUGAUCAGUUUCUUUCGGUAUUUCAAUCAAAGGGACUUAGGCCGGAUGCUGUUUGUCCUUGUGCUUCUUCUAGUGAGGCUCUCACAGUCUCGGUAAGAAGGCCAGGACGCGCGGGAGUGAAUGCGACUGGUCGUGGAGUUCUUUCCAUGUCCGGGCUGAGUUACGGAGUUGUCAGAGUAGAUCAGGAGAAUUCUCUCACGUCGUUGACGCUGCAGGAUUGCGGACAAGUAAUGCCUGGAAGUAUAGUAGUUGUUAUCAAAAUGGAAGGCCUGCCAUCCAUUUGUAAAACGGACGAAGUCGGUGAGGUUUGCGUGCAUAGUGCGGCGACCGGUAGCCAAUAUUGGGGUUUACAAGGACUUACUAACAACACCUUCAAGGUAUCGCCUUUACAAGCUGAUGGUACUCCCUUGGGUGACGUAGAAUAUACGCGAUCAGGAUUGUUGGGUUUUCUCGGUCCUGGUGGACUUGUUUUUGUCUGCGGAUCGCGCGAUGGUCUCAUGACAGUGACCGGCAGGAAACAUAAUGCUGAUGAUAUUAUUGCCACCGUGUUGGCAGUUGAACCGAUGAAAUUCAUCUAUCGCGGUAGAAUCGCCGUUUUCAGCGUGAGGGUUCUCAGAGACGAGAGGAUAUGCGUCGUUGCCGAACAACGACCUGAUUGUAGCGAGGAAGAGAGCUUCCAAUGGAUGUCUCGAGUACUGCAAGCAGUCGACUCGAUCCACGCUGUAGGAAUAUACUGCCUUGCCUUGGUGCCGCCCAACUAUUUGCCCAAGACGCCAUUAGGUGGUAUUCAUUUAUCGGAGACGAAACGCCGCUUUCUCGAAGGUGCCUUGCAUCCAGCGAACGUGCUUCUUUGCCCUCAUACUUGCGUCACCAAUUUACCGAAACCGCGCGAAGUACAUUCAGCGGGGGAUUCUGUUACAGAUGUCGGUCCGGCCAGUGUUAUGGUGGGAAACAUUGUCCAGGGCAACCGAUUAGCCUCAGCGCAAGGACGAGACAUGGGUGUCUUAGACGAGGAUAGCGACAAUGCCAAAAAGUAUCAAUUCAUCUCUGAAAUUUUACGGUGGCGCGCUGUCAGUACUUCGGAUCAUGUGAUAUUUACAUCGUUAAAUGCGAAAGGUGCUGUGGCCACUUCAUUGUCCUGCUCGCAGCUGCAUAAAAAGGCCGAGAGGAUUGGGAAUUUGCUUCUAGAUCGAGGCAGGAUCAAUACUGGAGAUCACGUGGCGCUCAUCUUCCCACCUGGUACCGAUCUAAUAUGUGCAUUUUAUGGAUGCUUGUAUGUCGGCGCAGUACCAGUAACUAUCAGGCCACCGCAUCCGCAAAACCUUCAGACAACCUUGCCGACUGUUCGCAUGAUCGUGGACGUCAGUAAAUCUGUUCUCGUGUUGACCAACCUAAACAUCCUCAAGUUGCUCAAGACAAAGGAGGCGAAUAACGUGGUUGACGUAAAGAGUUGGCCGAUAAUCCUGGAUAUGGACGAUAUGCCAAAGAAGAAGCUGCCGGUGAUGUAUCGGGCGCCUACCGCGGAAAUGCUGGCCUAUUUGGAUUUCAGCGUCUCGACGACAGGAAUGCUCGCCGGUAUCAAGAUGUCUCAUGCGGCGGUGACUUCGUUAUGCCGCGCCAUGAAAUUAGCAUGCGAGCUCUAUCCUUCUAGACACAUUGCUCUCUGUCUAGAUCCAUAUUCAGGCCUUGGUUUCGCAUUGUGGUGUCUUAGCAGUAUAUACAGUGGACAUCAUUCCAUACUGAUACCACCAUCCGAGGUGGAAGCCAACCCUGCGCUUUGGUUAUCAGCAGUCAGUCAAUCCAGAGUAAGAGAUACGUUUUGCUCGUAUGGUGUCAUGGAGUUGUGCACCAAGGGCCUCGGUUCUUCAGUUCAUGCACUUAAGGCGCGAGGGGUCAGUCUUGCAUGCGUGAGGACUUGCGUUGUUGUCGCUGAGGAAAGACCACGGAUAGUAUUAACGACGAGUUUUAGCAAACUAUUUUCCGCCUUAGGCUUGAGCCCGCGUGCAGUCUCCACUUCAUUUGGCUGCCGAGUAAACACUGCCAUUUGCUUACAGGGAGCAUCCAGUCCGGAGCCUUCGACAGUAUACGUGGACCUUCGCGCAUUACGUAACGAUCGGGUGUCCUUGGUAGAACGCGGUAGUCCGCAUUCUCUGUGCUUGAUGGAAUCGGGCAAGUUGUUACCAGGUGUAAAAGUAAUUAUUGCGAAUCCCGAAACGAAGGGUCAAUGCGGUGACUCACAUCUAGGCGAGAUCUGGGUGCAGUCGUCGCAUAACGCAAGCGGUUACUUCACAAUCUACGGUGAUGAAAGCGAUUAUGCUGAUCACUUCAACGCGCGACUGGUUACCGGCAACACGAACGAGGUCUACGCGAGAACUGGUUAUCUCGGCUUCUUGAGAAGGACUGAGAGCGUUCAACAAUCGGUGAUCAGCGAUGUGCCCGGCGAUACUACUAACCCGGCCGAGGCCGAUCUCGUGUCGAACGAUCCGGAGUUGCACGAUGCUGUGUUCGUCGUCGGCGCUCUCGAUGAAGCCAUACUGCUGCGGGGCAUGCGCUAUCAUCCAAUAGACAUCGAAAACAGUGUCAUGCGAUGUCAUAAGAAAAUCGCGGAAUGUGCCGUAUUCACAUGGACCAAUCUCCUAGUGGUAGUGGUAGAAUUGGACGGUAGUGAAAGCGAGGCUCUCGAUCUUGUGGCUCUGGUAACGAGCGCUGUGCUCGAGGAACAUCAUUUAGUGGUCGGCGUAGUGGUCGUAGUGGAUCCCGGUGUGGUGCCCAUUAAUUCGCGCGGUGAGAAACAGCGGAUGCACCUGCGCGAUGGUUUCCUCGCUGAUCAACUCGAUCCCAUCUACGUGGCGUACAAUAUGUGAACGAAUAUGCAAGAGAAGAUUCUCACUCCCCUCGUAUUCCGCCCUCAUCCUCCGCGUCGACGUUUUUUAUCCAACGUGCCGAGAGCGCAAUGGAAUUCAAUUCGCUCCACGUACGACGAUAGAAUGAGCAAUCUUCGCGAAAAUUUAGCUAAUAAAAAUUUCUCAUUUUUGUUUGUUUUCCUGAAUUUUGUUUAUUAUGUUCUUGGUUUUUUAAAUGAGGAUUUUGUAUCUGAAUCAUGUGUAUAAAUUCUACUUAAAGUUUCAAACAUUUGAUAUCUGGAUUUGACUUUUAGAUCUGCAAUUUCGCGAACUUUUACUUUUAUAGAUUUUUUCACAAAUUCUUAUACAAAUGCGUACUUACACCGGGCAGCUUAUUUUUAGUCAGUCAGUUACCUGCACAAAAUCCAUUAUUGGAGCGAUUAAUUUGAGAUAAAGGAUAAAGGAACAAAAUAUGAAUAAAUAUUUCAAUAGGUGGAGUUAUACUAUGUCAAGGAAUGUUAAUACGCUCCAGUGAGCAAUGUGAGUAUCACCGACGAAACGUACAUACGUGCACACUAGAAAAGUUCAAUUUGCCGCAAAUUGUCUCUUGGAAAAACUGAUUAAACUGUAAAAAUCAGUAUUGUAUUACAUUAUACGUACAUGAGACACGACAUGAUAGAAUAAUUGAUGACAAAUCAUAAAGUCAUUGAUGAUAAAUGAAAUCAUAAAUUUACAAUUAUGACACCAUUCUGUUUUUAUAACCAGCGAUUCAUCGCGAAAUAUUCAGUAUAUCUUUUGACCAUUAAUAGUUUUGCGAUCCGUUUCGAAAACUUUAAUAACAGAGUAUAGACCUGCUAAAUCUCAAUAUUUGAUUCUUGCAGUUUUGCGAAGCAAAGAGCGUGCGAAAAUUUUGGCUCAUUAGGCUGAAACACGCACAACAUCCCACGAUUUUGUAUAUUUAAAGCCAAAGUUCUAUAUAACAUGCAACACACAUUUUUACAUUAGCUAUAAUUUUCAUUGCGAAGAACAAGAAAACUUUCCCCAUUGAUAGACAUAACAAAGAGUUUCGUCGCAAUGGUGAUUUGACGAUUUAUGAUGAAUUGUUCAUAGCCGAUUCUUAGUUGAUUUAUUCUAGACGUGUUUUUCUAACUCACUAAAAGUUGAACUUCAAAUUUAUAAAUUUAUUUGAAAUGUAAUCGAUCAAUACAAAAUCCUAUCAAUCUCUGCACAAAUAAGUAUAUAAUCAACUAGCUCGCAUGUAAGGAUGUAGAUAUAUUGCGACUUUAAAAAAAGGCUGCCAUGCAUACAGUUUCUUUUUUUUCUUCUUUCGUUAUACAUAUUUCAAAAAAAUGGAAAUAUUAAUUAAACGGCAUACCUUACUAGCAUAUAUAUAUAUAUAUAUAUAUAUAUAUAUAUAUAUAUAUAUAUAUAUAUAUAUGUAUGUAUGAUGUAUGUAUGUAGAUGUAGAGAUUUUUUAGAAGCGGUUUUAAUAAAAAUGAAGAUAUAUUAAAAUUGAAAAUUUAACACGCAGAGAUUUAGUAUUAACAAUUUUGUACAAAAUACAUUUCAACAGUUUUAUACAUGAACCGACGAAACUCUUAUAAUAAUUCUUAUAAUAACAUAAAUAGUUAGCGAGGAAGAUUCCUGAACUUUGUCUAGAAACGUUGAAAACUGUGUGAUCCGAAAAUAGUGUGAUUGCGAUUGUUUUCUCUUGGAAAAAACUUUUUUUACUUAUGGAUAUAUAUACAAGAAGAGAGAUAUGCGUGUUGAUAACUCUCUAAUUUUAUAUUCUAAUUUUAAUAUAAUGCGGUAUAUAACACAUAUUGUUGCGACAACUUGCGAAACAGCUCGAUUAUAAUAAUAAUCAUAUGUGCAUUUUCCGUGCGUAAAAGAUUCCUGUUAAAUAUUGCCAAUAUUAAUUAAUUAAAGAAAAAAUAACUAGAUUUUCUUACCGAUAUAGAUUUUUCAGCCCAGAAGUUUUUUUUGUUUUGUUUUGAUUAUCUUAUUCUUUUAAUUGUCAACUCGAUCGAAUUUCGAAAUAAGAUUCCGACAAAAACUUAAUUUGGAAUCAAAUUAAGAUUGACGCCAUUAUUUACCUAUUAAUCCGCGACAUUUGGAUGAAAACACGAUGGAGCGUGUUUAUGAACGGCUAGUAAACGCGAAGUAUUAUCGAUAGGCGACAACUUGGUCAGUGCAAUAUACGUAUAGUGAUUUAUAAUCCCUUGCGGAGUAUGAUUAAUUAAUUAAUCGUAUGGUGGAUUUCGACGAUUAUUCACAGGCGGCUUUUUUAUAAAUACGUAACAUGAGGGGAAAGGCUCUUUUCUUUCUCUCUUUUCUCCCCCCUCCCACCGCCUCUUACCUUCUCCCCUUUAGUUUCCUUUUCCUGUUACUUCUUCUCUUCCUUUCUCCUUUUUCACUCUUCUUGUAUCCUUUUUUUCUGUUUUUAUUUUUUCCUAUACCCUUCCAUUUUAUCUGUUCUUUCAUUUUUCUCUAUUUGAUUAUUUUUAUUUCUUUCUUUUCCUUUCAUUAUUAAGUUAUCGUGCCAUGUUAUCUUGUGUUAACUUCUGCACUUUUACGCAUGGAAAAAAUGCACGCGCCUGUAAAUAGCUACGUUUAUACAUGCUCGGUUGCACUGACAACCUCGGUUAAUUAACGUGUCAUUAAAGUGUUAUACCACUUCGUUUUUUGUCUUGUUUAAGUCCUAAUUUAUUGCAGCUAUGAUAUUAUUACAAUUGUAAACAAAGAAAUGUUAUAAAUUAACGGCAUAGUUAUUCAUCACCUUAAUUAACCAGUUAAUCAUAACUGAUCUCAUUCAUCAUGUUCUCAAUGUUUCUCUUUUCUUUCCAUUCUUUUCUCUUCCCUCUCUUUUCUUCUUUUUGUCUCUUAGCUUCCUUUUCUCUUAUUUUUCUUGCCAUAUUCUUUCUCUAUCUCCUUUCUCUCUCUUUCUUUCUCAUUUUCUCUCCUUUCUCAUUCUUUUCUUUCUUUUUUUUAUUUUUUUAUUAGUGCGACGAAUCUUUUUACAAAUUUGUAGGCGAUAUUUUCUUAGCAAAUCUUUUUUAAAAACAAAAACUUUUACAAUUAAUUGACAUGUUGGUGCAACUGGUGUUAAAAUAGCAGAAUUUAUCGAAUUGAAUCAGAUUUUAUGAAAAAGAAUUAAACUUUGCUUUUUUCAUUUAUCAGCAUAGAAGAAAAUAGUUUUAGAAAUUUUUUUUUGUGAUAGUUUGAUUUAAUCAUAAAUUUCUUCGAAUUUUGCGAUGCAGAUGCAUUACAGUAUUGACAUUUGUUUAAUUUUUUUACGAGGAAUACAGUUUCCUUGAAUAGGGAUUUAUAUGUGAAAAUAUAAUUUAUUCGCAUUAAUCGCACGAAAGUUAUCCGAUUAAAAUAAAAAUAUUCUAAAAUAAAAAUAUUCUAAAUUAAAUAAUUCUUCGCGAAGGUUCUGGGUUUUGAUGUAUCUUUUUUUUUAUGUCGAGUUUGAUUUUUUCUUUGUACGUGAAAGAAAAAUGUAAUAUUAGAUACCUCCUGAGAAAAGUAGGAAUGUGCAAUGAAUGACUUUUACAUUGGACGACUGGCUGUUGUUAUUAAUACAUGUACAAUCGACUGUAACGAUAGAUUAUUGGAUCCAUAAACAUUUAAAUUCAGAAAUAUCUGAAUCUUCUGAUUCUUGAUUUCACGGAUAUUAUAAUUAUAUAUAUAUAUAUAUAUAUAUAUAUAUAUAUAUAUAUAUAUAUCCUUAGCAUUUAACUGCGCGCAAAUUGUACGAAUCAACAUUUUAUAAAAACUUUGCAAGUAUGUAUUUUAAAACUAUAAAUCUCACGUAAAAUAAGAAACAAUUGUAGAAUAUUAUAAUUGUAGAAUAUAUAAAACGAAAGGAUAUUAAGCGGCGCGUUGGUUUAAUGGCUUGUUGAAUAUUUGCGGCUUCUUACAAAAAGUUUCCUUAAAUUAUUCCUAUAAACAUAUUUCAAAAUAUUUUAUUGAAAUACACCCGCAUAUAUGUACGAUUAAAAAAAUUUAUUUGCUCCUGAAAAAAGCUUUUUUUAUUGUUUUCGAUAAAUAAUAAUUAAAAGGGAUGCUAUCGUACAUAAAAAAUACAAAUAAUAAUUCUGAGCGUUAAAAGAUUAAUAGUAUUUUACUGUUUAUACAUAUGAUCGUCAAGGAGACAUGUGAGAUUAUUAUUUCUGUCAAAUGCAUUUAAUUUUAAGAAAAUUUUCAGUUAGAAUUUAAAGAGAAAGGACAGUGUUAAGCCUGGCCGAGAUUAAGCAUAUACUUGCGAUGCGAUAUAAAUAAUCAAUUAUAUUAGUAUGCAAUACUGAUAAUCGAUCGUAAUUAAUUGUUUGCAUUAUACAGUCAUUAUGCAAUCAGCAACGGAAUAUUACGUUAAAAUUUUAUGUUCCGCUACGCAGACUACAAAUAUAACAAUUUUUGUUAAUUUAUAUAUAUAUAUAUAAUUAUUAGGCUUUUUAAUCUCAUUGGACAAGCAUAACCGGUGUACCAGCUAAUAAGAUAAAGAAUUUGACAUGUGUUCUCAAUUUAAGGAUCCUUGCACAGUCCUAUUAGCGGGUUCAGAGCAUGUGCGUGAAUGCCUGUGUGCAAACGUGAGAGACUUGCUUGUAUUAUUGUAUAAAUGUUGAUAAUUAGUUAAUAGAAAUGUGUGACAUGUCGGAACGGAAUGUCGUGCGGAUCCGCAAAUCUAGGAUGCAGGAUUCAUCAAUCCCCCAAGCUAGAAAUCGAAUCUAGAGCCGAUCCCUCAAUCGGUAUAUAUCUAGACCAGCACAAGGCUGUGUAUAUAUAAUGCCCUGCGUUAGAAUUUAUUAAGGUAUAGUUUGUUCGUUGAACUAUACAUAUAUAAUAUCAUCAUCAUCAUCAUCAUCAUCAUCAUCUUUAUAUUAUUUUUAUCAUCAUUAUUAUUAUUAUUAUUAUAAUUAUUAUUUUUAUUAUUAUUAUUAUUUUAUUAUUAUUAUUAUUAUUAUUAUUAUUAUUAUUAUUAUUAUUAUUGCGAAUAAUAUAAUGGUCAUUUUCUUAACCAAGUCGAUAGUAUCAUCAUGCCUCAUGUAUAUCAUAUUAAACAAACAUAUUAAUACUCGUGUAUUCGUACUCGAUCUUCAAUCCUUUCAUCAUCCAUAUACUUUUCGAUUUUUUUUCAAAAUGAGAGUCAAUUUGAGAGAAGAGAUUUACAUAUUCCCUGCAAGAGCGUUUCUUACGAAAAAAAAAAAAAAAAUAUUAACACGAUAAAACUAAAUAUUUUAUCAAAUUUUUCAUUGUGUAUAUGUUAAAUUUUGUUAUUAUGUUCUAUAUAAUGAUAUCACAUAUUGAUUACAGAAUUGGUUUUAUUGUCUGGCGGACGAAUUUCAUUAAGGCUUCUAGUUCCUUAUUGACAUCAUGACUGAAUUAUGACAUCAGAAGAGAAAUCGAAUUUUAUUCUUAAGCGAAAUUAUCGUGUUCGAUGAUAUUAGAUUAAUAAAAGACGCCGAAAACUUCAUGAAUUAAUAAAUAGCUGUAAAUCUUGGUCAAUCGUUAUAAGAUUCAUUUUUUACUGAAAAUGUAGGACACGUGCAAAUAAAUUAUACAUACAUUUAUCAAUGCAGGAUAACAACAAAGGAGUUUUCGGCGUAUUUUACUAAUUCAUAGAACACGAGUGAUUUCAUUAAAAAAAAUUAUUUAAUUAAAUAAUUUCGAUGUAUUUCGCAAGAGAACAUAACUCAUAUGAUUCCUCGCUUCUAACAUCAUAAUUAAAUAUGACACAGGAGCCUUAGUUAGUAUGGAUUAGGAUUAUAAUUAUAUAUCGCGAAGGCGAUUUACAUAUUGAAUUAUAUAAUUAUAAUCCGAAUAUCACCAGAAUCGUAGAAGCUCGCUCAUGUUGUCUAUCAUAUUGAUUGAUCGGAAAAAUGCGUAUUAUCAGUGAUGAUAUAAUCACGCGUUACGCGAUAUGCUUUGUUAUUCAAUUGAUAACAAUUUGCGAUAGCGGUGCGAAGUUCGAGGAUAUAUGUUUCACGUAUUGCUGGUUAUUAUUGUUUCAUCAUAUUAUUAUUAUUAAUUGCGUGUAUUUGAAUAUUGGUCGAAUAACUUUUUUAUUAUUUAUCAAUUUAUCGAUUUAUUGAUUGAUUUAUCGUCCACAUCAAUUGACGCGACAGCAUUUUGCACCAAGUAUAUAUUGUAUACCAAUAUAUUAUUUUAAUUUUUAA
Messenger RNA from Cataglyphis hispanica, 11171 nucleotides. RefSeq names its product disco-interacting protein 2 (gene DIP2). The coding region runs from base 166 to 5013 and encodes 1615 amino acids. The transcript has 15 exons. The record is from RefSeq and is a predicted model, not a curated record. NCBI's taxonomy places the organism in Eukaryota, Metazoa, Arthropoda, Insecta, Hymenoptera, Formicidae.